Molecule: messenger RNA, 2214 nt
Organism: Cyprinodon variegatus (sheepshead minnow)
Lineage: Eukaryota; Metazoa; Chordata; Actinopteri; Cyprinodontiformes; Cyprinodontidae
Gene: zbtb32
Product: zinc finger and BTB domain containing 32
Exons: 5
Coding region: 73-690 (205 amino acids)
Source: RefSeq, a predicted model, not a curated record
UUUUACUUUUCUCUUCUGUACGCCACGGAGUCUUUCAAAUCAGGCUUCUCUCCUGUGACUUCAGUCUUCUACAUGCACGCUGCGGGGAGGCUGACUACCCUGCCCAAUAUUACCAGAACUUUCAGAAAUGAUCCGAAUCUACAACAGCCAAUACUACAACUUCCUGCAGCAGGCGGAUGCCCUUCGUCAAUCAGCUUUCCAGAAGCGCAAAAAGUUAGGGGAAGACUUGAAGAUUGCCAACACUGCAGUAAAAGAGUCCUUUGUGAUCCACUGCUGCGGGAGUCAGGCUCCACACGAUUGGGUCAAAGCUGCGAUGGAUGUCAGUUCUGUGGAAGAGACGCUGUGCAACUCGAAGCAAACGGCACAGACCACAGAGGCGAAAAACCCUACCAAUGCAAACACUGUCCCAAGAAGUUUAGCCUAAAACAUCAGCUCGAUACCCAUCAUCGCGUCCACACUGGAGAGAAGCCAUUUGAGUGUCGCCUCUGUGGUCAACGCUCACGGGACUACUCUGCUAUGAUAAAACAUCUGCGGACCCAUGAUGGGGCUGCACCCUACCAGUGCACCGUGUGCCUGGAGUUCUGCAGCAGCCUGGUCGCUAUGCAGAGGCACAUCAAGAGCCAUGCAGUGCAGGACUUCCCCCCUGACUGGAGCAUCAGCAACACCUACUUAUACAUCUCCCACAUAUGAGACCAUCCUAACAAGCUGUAGCCUGGUGUUCCUUGUGUAAGACUGUUAAAGUUCAGUUAAGCACUGUACUGAUGAUCAUAGCUAAUAAUCUGCUUUACCCAACCAACAGUAAAGCUCGAUUUAAAAAGAAAUAUAUUGCUCUUCUUGGAAGUAUUAAGAGCUAACUAGGCUUUGAAGGGUGUAAAAUCUAUGCAAAGUGAAACUGUUCUCUAUUUGCAUUCACAGUAAUAGGAAUUCCAUGUGCAGUACUAUUUUCCAGUGACAUUAAAGGUUUUGAAAGUGUUUACCGGGCAUUAAAGCCACAUCAGCAUCUAAUCCCCGAUGCAUGACGCAGGAAUCCUCCCUCUGACUUUCAAAAUUAUUAGACCGCUUUGCAGCUGUGAACUGGGUUUUUAGCGCUCUCAAGAGGACAUUUACUGAAAACAAAAUUCUGCUUCCAUUGACAUGAGGCUUUGUAUGCUAUUGACUAUGAGAAUUAUCUUAUAACAAGGUAAUGAUAAUACAGUAAAGAUCAAAGAGAAUAGUGGAAUUACCUUGAGCUUGGUAGGGUUAUAUGUAUGUUAGUAUGCAUGUGUGAAUGUUGGCAUUUCUUGAAAGCUGAUCCCCUAGUAUUUUACAGAUUAUUGUAAUCAGUGAAUUCUGAGGUAUCAAGACUUAAAUUUAAUUUGUAUUAAAGAAAUGUUUUUUUAACUGCAGUUUUAGGCAGUUAACGGUUAAUAUAUUAGUAUUACUGCUCGAUAGAAAUGAAUGUAUUCAAACUGUUAGAAGUAUUAUCGUCUGAUCUAGUGAUUUAUGAUUUCUUUAUUUUAGCUUAAAAAACUACUAGAUUACUUUUAGCUUUCUCAUAGCUCAUUACUUUUUUUGGAAAAUACAAUAAAUAAAAAAACAUUUUCAGAUAUCUUGAAUAAAUGAGCAUUUAAGAUUGUUUUUCUAUUAGUGGGGGUCUUUUGUCUUUCUGUCACUGCCAAAUGCAUGUUUCUAUUCAUUUAAGAUUAUGUCCUUCCGAUUAAACAGUACUCAGCAGACGAAAUGCUUUUUAUAAAAGUUACACACAAAGGUAUUAAACUGAUGUUUUCUCAGUAGUUUAUGUUUGCAAUACGAAGUAUUAUACAACGCUUCCUGAAGGGAGCUUCUAGUAAUACUCACAGGCCUUCUUCCACUAUAAGAUAAGUGUGGAUUUUAGCAGCAUUAUCAUAAUAUGUAAAAUAAUGAUAUUCAAUAAAUAUGUAUUUUUAUUUUCCAGCCAAUCAUUUAUCAAAUAUGCCAUGUUACUACUGCACGAAAUAAACAUGCUUGCCAAUAAGAGUAAACUUCCGAGUUCUUGCACAAAUCUCAUUUAAAUGGGUUAAAACAUAUUAAGCCAUAAUUUCCUGACUGAAUUAAGCCUCUAAAAGAAUUUACAAAAGCAGUAGCAGUUACCAUGGUGAUUCUGUGCCGCCAGCCUGCUCCAGGCUUAACUAAGCCUGGUGCCUUAUCUGUUUUUUAUCUGUCUAUAUAAAAUUACAACUAAUACAGAUUGGUUUU